CCAAUUUUAGUGGUAACAUGCAAGUGAAUAUAUACUAGCUUGCUUUUUGGAAUAUGUAGAUCUUGAAAGAGAGUAUAUUGAUAGAUCAACUUCACCAUAUAUAUGCAUAUACCUAGCUAUAAGAUUAAAACUCCAUGCAAGUGUGUUAUGAUACCCUACUUUUCUUCUACCUCAUGAAACGAAUCCAAAACCACAUGCAAAGAGAACAACACAAAAGCAAAGAAACUAGUAGAAUAAAGUGAAAACUUUGAAAACAAAGGAACCCUUUUUCCAACAUUACCCACACCUCAUUAUUCUCUAAUCAGAACUAGUUCAAUACUUUCUCCAUUCUUCCUUUAUGUUUUCUUUACAUAUAUAUACAAGAGUUUCCUAUUCUAACACCUUCACCCUUUCCAUUUUCAUCCAGUGUACUCUGGAAUACUUCUUCUCAUAAUGGCUCUUGCAAUGGCUUAUUCGAAGAAUAUGGGGCCAUUCAUCUGCCUAUUGAUCAUCAUCAUAGACGUGAUCGCGGGCAUACUUGGGAUUGAAGCUGAGAUAUCACAGAACAAAGUGAAGCACUUGAGGUUAUGGGUGUUUGAGUGCAGAGAUCCGAGCUAUGAAGCAUUUAAGCUAGGAUUUGCUGCUGCAAUCAUGUUGGCCUUUGCUCAUGUUCUUGCUAACAUGCUUGGGGGUUGCAUAUGCAUGUGGUCCACCGAAGAAUUGGAUAAAUCAUCUGCUAACAAACAAUUGGCUGUCUCUUCUCUAGUCUUGUCAUGGAUCAUUUUGGUUAUUGCAUUCUCAAUGUUGAUAGCUGGAGCCUUAUCAAACUCCCACUCAAGGGCUGAUUGUGGAGUGUCUCAUCAUCGUUUCCUGUCGAUAGGAGGGGUUUUGUGUUUCCUUCACGGACUAUUUGCAGUGGCAUAUUAUAUAUCUGCAACAGCUACCCUUGCAGAAGAGAAGAAAUUAAACGAAGCAGCACCUGUAACAGCAUGAACAUUUAGGCAGAGACAAUAAUGCUUUUCUAUUUGUUAAAUUACGAUUAUCUUUCUGCCUGAUUUGAUUUAUUAUUGAUGUAACCUUGUUGUUUUAGCUGUUUAUUUCAUUUACAAUGUCAUAUGAAUUGAU
This is a messenger RNA of Daucus carota subsp. sativus, 1104 nucleotides long. Its product is annotated as protein DESIGUAL 2. NCBI's taxonomy places the organism in Eukaryota, Viridiplantae, Streptophyta, Magnoliopsida, Apiales, Apiaceae. The record is from RefSeq and is a predicted model, not a curated record. The transcript is spliced from 2 exons. Bases 433 to 972 code for a protein of 179 amino acids.